AUGAAUAUACUUAGCAACAAGGAAGGAACAUUGGAUUGGCUACGAGAAAAGAAACUGAUCACUUUAGAGAGAUCGUGUCCCGUUUGCGAUGAUGACAUGAGGUUGACCGAAACCCGAGACCGAUAUGAUGGUCUGAAGUGGACAUGUAAGAAAAGGAAAGGCGUAGACCGGCAUAGCAAGGAGUGUUCGAUUCGGAAAGACUCAUGGUUUGAGAAUAGCAACCUGAGUUUGCCAGAAACUGUCAAGUUCACGUACUGGUGGUGCAUGGGUAUAUCCCAAAAACUAAUUAUUCAGCAACUGCAGUUGUCAGACCACACGUCGGUAGAUUGGGCUAUGUUUUGCAGAGAAGUUUGCUUGGAAUCCUUAAACAACCAACAAAAUCAGUUAGGUGGACCAGGAAAAUUCGUUGAAAUAGAUGAGUGCAAAAUCGGAAAGAGGAAGUACAACAGAGGCCACAUUGUGGAAGGGCAGUGGGUGUUCGGUGGAAUCGAAAGGGACAGCAGAAGGAGUUUCUUGUUUGCGGUGGAGGACAGAUCUGAGAAAACGCUACUUCGCCUUAUUCUACAACGAAUAGCACCAGAGACCACAAUAAUAUCCGACUGCUGGAAAUCUUACUCUAAUCUCAGUAAACAUGGAUACCAGCAUGAGACCGUCAACCAUUCUGUCGAGUUCAAAAAUGCAAACGGAUAUCACACAAACACCAUCGAAGGCCAUUGGAGACACUUAAAGGCAAGUCUCCCUCAGUACAGCAGGAAGAAGGAGCAUUACGAGUCAUACCUUGCAGAGUUUCUGUACCGCUACCAGCACACAGAUGAGGAGAUGUUUCUUUCUUUCAUCGAUGAUGUAGCCAAGAUGUACAAUAAGACACUGUAA
Messenger RNA from Lytechinus pictus (painted urchin), 873 nucleotides. RefSeq lists its product as uncharacterized. The transcript has a single exon. The record is from RefSeq and is a predicted model, not a curated record. Lineage: Eukaryota; Metazoa; Echinodermata; Echinoidea; Temnopleuroida; Toxopneustidae. The coding region runs from base 1 to 873 and encodes 290 amino acids.